Molecule: messenger RNA, 1025 nt
Organism: Ceratitis capitata (Mediterranean fruit fly)
Lineage: Eukaryota; Metazoa; Arthropoda; Insecta; Diptera; Tephritidae
Product: histidine-rich glycoprotein
Exons: 2
Coding region: 236-643 (135 amino acids)
Source: RefSeq, a predicted model, not a curated record
UAGGUGCAGCGAGUAACACCGUUUCGUCAGUUGUGUUGUGAAGAAAAUAAUUAUAUACAAAUAAAUAUAAAAAUCCUAAAAACAGUGGAGGAAAAAUAUAGCGUUUCCUCCUUGGGUAGCGUGUUUCAGUAGACUCGAUUAAUUUGGUUUACGUGUGUCCGGUUAUUACAAGCACGUGUUGGUGUAUUGUUGUCGUUCGUUUCUAAUUUUCCGUUUUACACGACGUUCCAGGAAAAUGUUGAAAUUUAUUUUAUUCUGCACUGCACUUUUGUUAAGUUUAGCAUCCAGCUUGAAAAUCCACGACUUCGAACAUCACGAAUACGAACAUCAUAAGGAACCCGAAGAAUCGGAACACCAUCACGAAGUCGAACACAAACAUGCCACUUCACAUCAAAGUGUCAAAUUUCAUCAUUACCACCCUGUGCCCGUCUAUGUGAAGGACAAACAUCUGCUAAAAAAUCCUAUCGAAAUUGGUGGUACAAAACAGAAAUUAAAGAUUUUACAUCCCGAAACAGAGCACAGCCACAAUCAUGGCUUGGUUUUGGAAGAAGAGAGCGAAUCUCAUUUCCACGAACAUGGUCAUCAUGAAAUCGAGCAUCACGAACCCCAUCUAGAGCACUAUGAACACUAUCAUCACGAAUAAGUGCAGAACGAAUUGCUAAAACCCGAUGGAGAGAGAAAGUAAUAAUGAAAAUUGUGCAUAGUUCGAAGAAAAGCCUGGAAAACUUUUGAAGCAGAUAAUGUAAUAUAUUACUUUUUAGUACUAUUAGAUUGGUAGCUGUGCUUGGUUUCUUUAUACAUUCAUGCAUAAGUACGUGCAUGUAUAUAUGUAUAUAAGUGUUAGGAAAUUUUUUUUAUUUUAAUUUAAAUGUCAAUUUUUUUUAUUAAUGGUGGAGCGACCUCAUAGGUGGCCCUUGUAUUGUAAUUUGUGUGGAGAUAUGUGUAUGAAAAAAUGGAAUUUACGUCAAUUGAUUUGCGUUAAGAACUGAAUGAAUGAAUAAAAAACAAAAAAAAAAAAAAAAGUU